AUGGCGUCUUCCAAGUCAAAUGAGAGCUCAUUCGACCCAUCUCAUGACUUGAAGGGCGAGACUGUUCCGGUUACUCUCGCAGUCGACGAGGGUCUUAGUUCUGGCAGCAGUUCCAUUACCGAGGACAAGACCUUCCUUCGUGUCCAUGGCGAGGAAAACUACGUGCCUAUCGACAAGUGGGAGGGUCGGCAUCGCUUCGAUCCCUCGUUCCAAUGGGAACCUGCCGAGGAGAAGAGGAUCGUGCGCAAGAUCGAUCUCAAGAUCUGCUCAUGGGUCUGCUUAGCGUUCUUCGCGUUGCAGCUCGAUAGAGCAAACAUCGUCCAGGCCUUGACAGACAACAUGCUGGAUGAUCUCCACCUGACGACCAACGACUACAACUAUGGACAGACUAUUUUCUACCUGUGCUUUCUAUCGGCGGAGCUGCCUUCCCAGCUAAUAUCCAAGAAGCUGGGGCCGGACCGUUGGAUCCCGAUCCAAAUGAUCUGUUGGAGCCUUAUUGCGAGCUUUCAAGCCUUUAUGAAGGGAAAGUCGUCGUUCUACACCUAUACCAUUCUUUAUCUGUCCUAUUACUACAAGGGGAGAGAGCUGCCUGCACGGCUGGCCUGGUUCUGGACGUCAUAUCAAGCUACAUCGAUCGUUGGUGCGUUUCUGGCUGCUGCCAUCCUCAACAUGCGCGGCAUAAAUGGCCUCGCAGGGUGGGCGUGGCUAUUCGCUCUCGAGGGAACCCUCACAGGGCUUAUCGGCAUCGCCACCUACUUCUACCUGCCCCCUUCGCCAUAUCAGACAGCCUCAUGGUUCCGCGGAAGAAAGGGCUGGUUCAACGAGCGAGAGGAAAAGAUUAUCGCGAACCGCAUCCUACGUGAUGACCCCAGCAAAGCCGACAUGCACAACCGACAAGCCGUGACGCCGAAACUGCUCUUUUACGCCCUCUGCGACUGGGAAAUGUGGCCCAUCUACGCCAUCGGGCUGUCGUUCUUGAUCCCCAACUACCCCGUCACGCAGUAUCUGUCGUUGAUCUUGAAGCAAUCCUUUGGCCGGUUCGAGGUCAACAUGCUCACCAUCCCGUCAUACGUGCUCUUCAUCAUCAACCUCCUCGCUUUCACCUGGUUGUCGGAGAAGACAAACCAGCGAUUCCUUGUCGCGCUACUCAGCCAGGUCUGGUGUAUGCCGUUACUCAUCGCAUCGGAGCUCCUCCCCGCGGAAGCGUCCAGAUGGGUGAAAUACACGCUGGCCACGCUGCUCGUGGGCGCGCCCUACGUGCACGCCAUCCACGUGGCCAUCACCAGCCGCAACGCCGGUUCUGUCCGUACGAGAACCGUGGCUUCGGCGCUGUACAACAUGUUUGUGCAAGCAAGCAACAUCAUCGGGUCCAAUAUUUUCAGAACGGACGACGCACCCCAGUACAGGCGUGGAUACAAGGUCCUCAUCGCCAUCUGCGCGUACAAUUUCGCCCUGUUCAUACUUGCCAAAUGGUUCUAUAUCUGGAGAAACCAAGUGCGGGAUCGGAAGUGGAACUCCAUGACAGCGGAUGAGCAGCGCCAUUACCUCGCGACAACGACGGACAAGGGGAAUAAGAUGCUCACAUUCAGGUUUGCACAUUGA
Messenger RNA from Fonsecaea nubica, 1602 nucleotides. RefSeq lists its product as hypothetical. The transcript is spliced from 7 exons. Bases 1 to 1602 code for a protein of 533 amino acids. The record is from RefSeq and is a predicted model, not a curated record. Gene Ontology annotation, molecular function: sulfate transmembrane transporter activity. Gene Ontology annotation, biological process: transmembrane transport. Gene Ontology annotation, cellular component: membrane. NCBI's taxonomy places the organism in Eukaryota, Fungi, Ascomycota, Eurotiomycetes, Chaetothyriales, Herpotrichiellaceae.